Molecule: messenger RNA, 2292 nt
Organism: Theileria orientalis strain Shintoku
Lineage: Eukaryota; Apicomplexa; Aconoidasida; Piroplasmida; Theileriidae
Product: CTD-like phosphatase
Exons: 1
Coding region: 1-2292 (763 amino acids)
Molecular function (GO): RNA polymerase II CTD heptapeptide repeat phosphatase activity
Source: RefSeq, a predicted model, not a curated record
AUGUCUCGGCCUAGAUUUACUGGCGAGCCUGUCCCGCCAAGCCCCCCUGGGCCCACUCCCAAGUCUGAGUCCAAUCGCAACUUCACCGGCAAGGCGUGGGUCCGCAGGACGCGCCAAAGGGACGGGUUUAACUCGGCUGGCUCCGACUGGCCUAACAAGCCUGCCCCUCCCAAGUCGCCUCCCAUUUUCAAAAUGGUUCCCGGUAUGCCGCCUGUUGUGCCUAAGCAGCCUGUCCAGCUGAUGCACUACUACCCUUCGAAUCCUGUCGUUUAUCCUAACAUGGUUAUGAAGGACGACAAGACUGACAAGAAUCCUAAGCCGAAGUUCCCGCCUCCCACGUACAUGGGUCACAUGGUGGGCGUGCCUCCGCCCUCCUACGUGUCCCAGUUCGUGCCGAUGUCCAACGUUGGGGUGGACGCCAAGCCGCCAGUCCACGACAAGUACAGCAAGCCCGUGUUCCGGGGGCCAUACUACAAGGAGCCUCCCGUUCACGGCAUCAUUUAUAAGGACCCGCCCGUUCAUAACCCCGCCUACCUGGGUUAUGUAAACCUUUCUCAGGUCAAGGGCUUUGACAUGAAGAGGCCCAAGAGGAACUUCGAGACCAUGAGUGAGAUUUCGGACGAGCACGAAUCUGACUCGUCGGCCAAGGAGAAAUCGGACUCGCCGAACAUCGGCCCCUUGAGCACUUUUGACAUAAAGUUCUUCACGCCCUUCCUCCCGAAGGCGCCGGAGCGCUACAAGGCUGGCUAUGAGCUGCACGAGCUGAAGGCUUUUCUGCCCCUGGGCGUCAAGGCCUACGUCAAGAACAUGGCUCUCGACCCGAAGCUUUCUUCUGGAUUCGAGACAGGACCCGUCAGGAACGGAAAGCUCGUUCUCCUUCUCGACCUCGAUAACACACUGCUGCACACUGCCUCGCAGAGUAGGCUGGACAUGCUGGACAUUGACCCGGGCGACUUCGUGGACUGCCUGGGCGACCCCGAACUGUACAGGUUCACGCUCCCGAACUUUCCCAACAUCACCUACUACAUGAAGCUUCGGCCCUGCAUACGGGAGUUUUUGCAGAUUCUUUCGCUUUACUACGAAAUGUCGAUUUAUACGAACGCCACCAAGGAGUAUGCCGAUGUUGUCAUCAGCAUCCUCGACCCUGACAGGUCGCUUUUCAUGGACCGCAUCGUUGCCAGGAACAGCGUCGACGAGAAGGACUUGCUCAAGAGCGCCUCAAGGCUCUACCCCGACCUUGAUCCGAGAUUUAUCUUGGCCUUCGACGACAGGCGCGACGUCUGGUCUGACAUUCCUCACAAGCAGGUCGUCAGGGCCGAGCACUACGACUUUUUUGAGUCCUACUUGACUGAGCUCAACAAUAACUACACAAGUUCUGGAUCCGAUUUCAAUAAGGCGAACGGCGAAGGCUCCACCAACACUAGCGCUCCCGCUACUCAUCACCUCAAAUCUGGCAACGACUACACCUUCAACGUGGAGCAGUCUGAGAGUGAGCCUGAAUCCUCUCCCGAGAAGGUCCGCAUCGUCGACUACGACAGGCACCUAAAGUACAUGGUUCGCGUUUUCCUGGAGAUUCACAAGCGCUUUUUCGACGACCCCUUCAGGAACGACGUCGGCGCCAUUCUGGAGUCCUUGCAGAGCCAGGUUCUCCAGGGCCUCGGCGUCCUGCUCACCGGCUACCGGAAGAACGCCAAGGCCUCCAACUCAGUCCUCCACGCCGACUGCGAGCAGAGGCAGAAGGAGAACUUGGUUGAGAUGGGCGCCUCCGUGGUUCUGCGCCUGAACGACUCGAAGCUAACGCACAUUAUGGCCGGCAAGAACUGCACUGACAACAUCACCAAAAGCCGCGACUCUCAGUUCAACCACGUGCACAAGAUUCACACUCUCUGGCUCUACAGCUGCAGGGCCACUUUCACCAAGGUUGACGAGUCGCUCUUUGACGUCGACGAGGUCUGCAACAUUUACUCUAACGAGCCUCCUCAGCUCCCUAACAAGGACCACUGGAGGUUUUUGGCUUCUGCCACCAAGGCCGACCGGCUCUCCUCCGACUCUGGGUACGACUCUAAAGGCAAGGACGAGCUUCCGACGAGGAUUUUCAUGGGAACUGGAUCAUACAGCAACGGCACUGAGGUGUUUUCGUCCGUCGAACGCAUUGUCAUCAAGUGGGAUCCCAGCAAGACGAAGCUUCUGCAGAACUCGAUUCCGGACACCACCAAACACACCUCUAGGAGGGAUAAGAUUGAGUCGGCUCCUUUCACUAACGCGGCUAACCCUAACAAGUAUGCCUUCUGA